AAGUUACUUGCUAGUUACUAGUUAAGGUGCUAGUUAAGUUACAGCUAGUAAAUGUCUGAGUCCGAAUUUGAACAUAGAUCUUCCUUUCUUCAGGACCAGUACUCUAUUCACCGCAGAAAGUGGGAUGUUAGCUGAGACUUGGGGAUGGGAAUUCAUUAAUUUUUAAUAGUUUGAUAAUUGCAUAUCAGUAUCAUUGGUUUCCUUUGUAAUCCCGUGAAUGUCAUUUCGUGCAUUUAAAAAGACUGUUCAGAGAAGGGGCCCAUAGCUUCUCCAGGCUGCCAGGGGGUCCAGGACACUGAAAAGGUCAGGCGCCCUGACUUUAAGCAGUCCCACUGUCCUCUCGGAGCGCCCGAGGGAGGUGCGGCCGGACUUGUCCUUCCGGCCGAGAGGAGGAGCCGCGGCACUCGUAGGCUGCAGCUGGACAGCGAUGGCGGUAGCGCUGCAGAUCCGGGAAGCCAAGGAGGCAGACUGUGGGGACAUCAUGAAGAUGAUUCGGGAAUUAGCAGAAUUUGAGAAACUCUCAGAUCAAGUGAAGAUCAGCGAAGGAGUCCUGAAAACUGAUGGCUUUGGUGAAAAUCCCUUUUAUCACUGUCUGGUGGCUGAGUUUCCUCCAGAGCACAGGGAUCCCCUGGGUUCCACUCUUGCGGGCUAUGGACUCUACUAUUUCACCUAUAGCACGUGGACAGGACGAAAUGUGUACCUGGAAGAUAUCUAUGUGAGGCCGAAAUAUCAGGGUCAGGGGAUUGGUUCCAAGAUUAUCAAGAAAGUGGCUGAGGCUGCCCUAGAGAGAGGCUGCUCCCAGUUACGUUUCGCUGUCCUCGACAACAACAAAAGUGCCAUCGACUUCUACAAGGCCAGGGGGGCCAAAGACCUCACUGUAGCAGAAGGCUGGCAUUUCUUUCAUUUUGACAAUGAAGCCUUGAGAGAGAUGGUGAGAAUGUGAGAUGUCCUGGCUCCUUUAGAAUCCAGGUGUUUCCUUUAGAUCUCCUUUUCCCCUCAGCUCUUAUUAAUAAUACCCUCAGGUAAACUGGAGUCCUUCCUAUGGUCACCUACUUCAAGGGAGGGAAAAAUGGUUGGGAGUUUAAAAUAUCCUAAAGUAAUAAAAUAAAAUAUCACAAAAGGAAGAAAUGUUUCUCCCUCCCCA
Molecule: messenger RNA, 1144 nt
Organism: Vombatus ursinus (common wombat)
Lineage: Eukaryota; Metazoa; Chordata; Mammalia; Diprotodontia; Vombatidae
Gene: SAT2
Product: spermidine/spermine N1-acetyltransferase family member 2
Exons: 6
Coding region: 428-943 (171 amino acids)
Molecular function (GO): N-acetyltransferase activity
Source: RefSeq, a predicted model, not a curated record